ACACACACUCAAUGAACACAUGCCCACCCGCUCAUUCACACCACUGCACCCAUCAACACGCGGGCUUCUCUGCAACCUGUUACUGCCGACGCGAAACGACAACAUCGCGGCACUUAAUGCUUAGUAUCAUUUGGUUUUGUAAAGGGGGGGAAAAACCCCAGUCGUUUAUUGAGAGAAAUCCCGCCACUCGUAAUCUGAGGCUCGGAUCCAGCGCGUGGAGCGCGACUGACGUGUAUCGAGUGACAGCGGCGUUGAUCUCAAUGAGUCGAGCGGCGAAACCCGCGUGAAAGACAUCGUGUUUUUUAGGACGCCGUUUUUGACUUAAAGGAAACGACAGGCUUCUCACGUCCCCGGAGACCUCCAUCGUCAAGCAAGCCUGUGUAAUUCCUCCGGACGUCGACUAAGCGGUAGCAUCCGCAGUGAAUAAAGCAAACACUAACGAGGAAGCAAUGGUCAUUUUCUACAGUUUGCUGAUAAGGACACAGCAGGUGUAAGUGGGGUUGUGGCAGCAAACGCUGUAACCGCGACCCUCAAAAAUGGUUUGCAGCGAACAGAGUUCUGGCACAUCGGUGCCCAAAAAGGAAACGCAGACCCGCAAGAAGCGGAAAUCCCGUCCUCAGGGUCUGCCCUCUCCAGCCCUCUGCUGUGCGUGUGGCUUGUGCAUCAUGCUGGCAGGCAUCAACAUCACCUUAGUAGGCGCCUUCGCCUUCAGCACGCUUGUGCCCUCUAGCAACCCCCCGAUCAUCAUCGGACCUAUACUCCUGCUGGUGGCGUUCUCCUUCUUCGGGGCCUGCUGCAUCUGCAGUCGCUUGCCUCCGCCUCAGAGCUCCCGGCGGUCCAAAGGAGGUGGCGGUUUGGGAUUCAUGGGACGGGGCGGAGGCGGGUUGAGUGGAGGGGCGGCGUUUGAGAUCGAGACCAGCGAACACACGAUGCAGGACACCACAGCCGUUCAGCUGAGCCCGACCAACUCACCCUGCUCCUCUCACGCCUCCAGCCCCGAAAGAGAGGCCCCUGCCACGGCCGCCAACGCCACCGUUCCCGCCCCAGAGUACGUCCCUCCGCGAGCCUGCAAGCUCUUCACUAUGGAGACCAACGGACCCAACUCAGCAGCUUUUUCUGCUUCUACAGGGGGUGGAGGGGCAGUCCGGCUCACUUUGCCCUCGGACUGCGCUGCCACUUAAGGCUGCUGGUUCAGGUCGCUCUCUGGAGAAGGGCUGGCGUUACGUUAUGUAAAUAGUUUUUCAGAGAGGAAGACAAGCACUUUGCGUGAAGAAUUCAUUCAAUUAUCACUGCUGGCUUGUGCCACGAGGUGCAAUAACAAUAGAAACGCUCGCAUAAAUUCAGCGGGUUGAUUUUUGGAGGCCUGUGCGCUCCUAAUAGAAUUGACAGAGGUAUGUCAGAAGCAUAUGAGGAGAUUUUGCAUUCUCUUACCCAAAGAGAAAAAGCCUUGAAAGGUGAAUCACUGUGGCGUGCUUCACAUAUUCAUACAGUGCCACUGUUACUCAGAGCAUUCGCAGUUACUGCGCUCAAAAGAGACAGGAUCAGCUGUUGUGUAAAGACGGCUUUGGAGACGAGCCUGAGAAACAGAAUGGAGAAAGACAUUACACUGCGCAUUGUCAUAUGUCAGUGCCCAGACCAAAAAACAGAGCUGUUGUAUAUUUUCCCUUCAAUGUUUUUGUCUUCGUCAUUUUAAAUGCUAAACUACAUUGAACUGUCGAUUUUUAUUUUGAUGACUCUCCGUGGCCGACCUUUUUGGAUUCCGUCCUCAUUGGAUGCUUAAAAAUACCGUGACACUGUGCGAGAGCACUGCCGUUUUUUUUUUUAAUUUACACGCAAUUUAGAAAACGAGGUUGCUGAGCGUUGCCGCUGUUUGGGUUCGUGUCGGAUAAACGAUUCAAGUGCAAUGAAGCGCGGGAUAAAAACUUUUUCCGCAAGUUAUAGUGCAAUUCGAAAAGCGGCGUGGCGACAACGAACGUUUGCUGCACCCAUGCUGUGGUUGAAUUUUAUUUGUCGUCGAAAGUUGUGACAUAACUUAAUGAACGGCCCAUAGUUCUAUAAGACAAAAAGGAAACUAGCCGCAAGCCUUCAUUUUACACUGUGGUUUACAAUGCUGCCAAGUAAAACAAUAUUUCUUUCCCUUAUGGCUGCCAAAGGCUGUUUUCUCCUUCAAGCAUUCCUCUUCUGUUAUCCUCUGUUGUCAAUGUCUUAUGUCAACAGUAUGGUAACAUUCUAGCAUGCUACCUACAUCUGCUCACAGUGUUCCUUCCUAAAAUCUCUCUUAUCUUACUCUCUCGGUGCCCUCUGUUUUUCCUUCGAAAGCAAGAUCCAGAAUUGUUCUCAAACAUGCCCUCCAUCACCGACCCACGCUGAUGGUUCAAACCAAACGGCGAAACAAUUUCCUCAUGUUGAUUCUACCAGAGAGGUCAGCUAAAAGCAGCUUUUCGGUGGCCGGACAUAUUGAAAAAGCAAAAGACAAUACCUUUUUAAGAAGAAAAAAGAUCUAAAGUAGCUCGUUUUUUUUGUCCCUUUGUUAUCAUAAGUCAUCGUUCCCGACCAGCAGAAAGGGCUGAUUUUUAAUAAAACAAUCAUGUACUUGGUGUCCCUUCAGUAUUUCGUUUUCCGAGUUCCAAUGCAUCUGUUAAUAUUUAUACGUUUAGCUGCGUAGUCAUACUAUGUAUAAGUAUAUGGGGUCGGUACGUGAUGGAUACUGAAGAAAGUGCAACAUGAACGGCAUGCUUACGAACAGUGCACUGCUGCGACGGAAGAGAGACAUUGAAACGCAUCAGUUUCAGCGUAAGAAGAAGUUGUGGAAACAUUGGCGUCUUUAGACUAUGUCACCGCCUCUGUUUGUGAGCUGCUAUUUGCCAUCUACACAUCUGCUGUAGUCUGAAUGAAACGAACGCUGCCUUAACGACAGUGAUCUCAGGAUCAAACCAGUGAGGGCUACUCAAAUGUCCAACGAGAACAUUUGGUCACGUGGUAUUAAUGUACUUACGGAAACGUUGUAUUGUUAUAAUUAUUUUCUACCGCGUAUGUUUUCAAAAAGGCAUUUAAACGGAAGGAAAUGCAAUGCGCAGGUUAAAAAGGUCAGAUGACGCUGAUUAGUAUUGCUGUUAUUAUUUUGCCGAUCGGCCGCGUUGUGCAUAAUGAUGUAUGAAUGACGGCUUGAUUUAAGUAUCGUUGGCACUGGAUUGUUUUUUUGUAAGUUGCUCACAUCAUAAUUAUACACCGUUUAAAAACCCGCUCACAUAAUUCAAUUACAGUCGUGUCCGAACUUGUUUUUCUUAAAUCUUUACAUUUCCGAACUCUUCUCUUUGUUCUUUUGAGCAUAAAUGUGGAAAAUAUUACAUUAGGUUGUGAAAAAAAAAACAACUCUUGGCAUGUCAGAAUAUAAAUUAAAAGCAACAUUCUUAA
This is a messenger RNA of Puntigrus tetrazona (Sumatra barb), 3414 nucleotides long. RefSeq names its product transmembrane protein 275a (gene tmem275a). The transcript has 2 exons. Bases 537 to 1181 code for a protein of 214 amino acids. Lineage: Eukaryota; Metazoa; Chordata; Actinopteri; Cypriniformes; Cyprinidae. The record is from RefSeq and is a predicted model, not a curated record.